Entrophospora candida is the source of this 3591-nucleotide messenger RNA. The record is from the annotation of a GenBank genome assembly. Lineage: Eukaryota; Fungi; Glomeromycota; Glomeromycetes; Entrophosporales; Entrophosporaceae.
AUGUUAAUAGAACUCUUGGCACUGUUGGCUGUUGUUCCGACUGGCUUACUAGCGUUUUAUAUUUGGCUCCUUCAAAGUAGAAAAGGUACCCUAGAAAUCACAACCACCGAAUGUGCAUAUGAUAAGAGUCAAUUUGGUCACAUAUUGAAUUGGGAUAAACAUUGCUUAUAUAUUCAUGGUCGUCCAACUAUAAUAGUCAGUGGAGAAUUUCAUUAUUGGCGUCUGCCCGAUAAGUCUCGUUGGGAAAGUAUUUUGAAAAAAUAUUGUGCUGGUGGUUUCAAUUGUAUUCGUAUAUAUUUCCAUUGGGGUUUUCACAGUCCUGACGAAGGAGUUUAUAAAUUUGACGAUAACAGGGAUGUCGAAUAUUUGUUAAAUCUAUGCGAGAAAUUGAAUUUGUAUGUUUUAGCUGCUCCUGGUCCUUAUAUUUGCGCAGAAACACAAGCUGGUGGAUUUCCAAUUUGGUUGGUGGAGAAAGCUGAUAAAUUGCGUCAUGUAAAAUUUACCACAUUUAAACAAUAUGAUGAAAACUUUUCAGAGUAUCAGCGUGAAUGGUUUGAAAAUAUUUUACCUAUACUGGCAAAACACCAAAUAACUGAAAAAUCAAAUGGUUGUAUUAUAGCUUUACAAGUCGAGAAUGAGUUGUUCGAGUUGGUUAAAAUUAUUCCAUUUGGUUUACAUGACGAACUUCGGUUCUUAUGUAAAGUGGCAAGAAAUUGUGGUAUAAGUGUACCAUUGUUUACAAAUGAUGGUGAUGAAUCUGGUUCUUUUAUUGCCAAACCUGAACUUGAUGCUAAGCCUUCAACUCAUUUUUUUAAUCGAAGGACAUUUGGUUUAGAUCUUUAUGGUUUUGAUAAAUAUAUUGUAUUUGUGCCACCAAGCGCACCUGUACCUUGGACAUUUUAUGAUGAACAGGAUCCAAGUAAAUGGAAACAAUGGGAUCCUAAGAAUUUUAUGAAUUCAAUUGAUAAACUUGAAAAAACAAUUCGAGGCUUUGGUUAUGAUGCUAAACUUCAAGGUGGUUGGUUUACAAGUUAUAAAUUAAAUCAUACAUUUGAUGAUGUCUAUAAUUUUUAUGGUGAUUUUUUUACAAGACUUGUAUAUGAAUCCGUCCUUGCGCAAGGAUCUACUAUUGCUAGUAUUUAUAUGACAUAUGGUGGAACUAAUUGGGGAACUUUAGGAGAUGUUGACGGGUGCACCUCAUAUGAUUAUUCUGCAUGUAUUCGUGAAUAUGGUUACAUGUCAUCACGUUUACACAAUUUGCGUUUAACAAUAUUAUUUGUGCGGAGCUUUUCUGAUCUGUUCUCAAGGACUGAGCUAGUUACAAAACCUAAUGUUUCUACAUCAAAUAAAAACAUCAUUAAUCUUCAACGAAGAUCUGAAAACAACAAUGGUGGUGACGGAGCGUUAUUCACAUUUGUCCGAAAUUUUAAUAAAUCUUGUCAAACAAAAUUUCAAUUAACCAUAAAUUAUUUGAAAAAAUCAGCACAGCAACAAGAAGAAGAGCAACAGAAAGAAAUAAAAAUCAUUAUGCAAUGUUAUUGUCAAUAUAAAACUUCAUUUAUUGCAUUGGGAAAUUAUUUAACCAGAAUAGGUGUAAAACUGAUAUUCUCAACCCUGCCAAUUUAUUUAAGGAUUAAUAUUCCACAAAAUCAAAGUUAUCAAGACGGCGGCGAAGUUUGGAUUCUUCCUAGUUGCGAAGUUGGUGAAUUGGCCUUUGAUGGUGAGAUAGUAAUUGAUGGAGGAAACAUCGAACCAACAAUUAAAAAACUUGAAGGAAACUCAAUUAAUGUCCUUUCUUUUGAUGGAAAACAUGAUCAAUCACAUUCACCUUUAAUUGUUAGUUGGGGAACUCAGUAUGUUUAUUACGACAAAGAAAAUUUGACAAUUGAGACAGAGUAUGUGGAAGAAGAUGAUGAAAUCACAAUUUUAUCAUUUUCAAGAAUUCCAUCUGAAAAUAUUGUAACUGGUCAAAAUAAAAUUUAUCCACUACCGUUUAUUUUUAAAAAACAAUUAAAAGCAGGAGCAAAAAUCACCGUAAAAUUGGAUUUGAGGCCACAACUUUUCAAUUGGGGCACACGAUUAACAAAUUUCAAGGAAUUUCAGUGGCGACCUAUUAAAGAUUUUAAAUCAGAUGGAAACAUUUUGAAGAAUUUUUAUACUUCAGGACAUAUAUUGUAUAGUACACAAUUUCCUAAUACAAGCUAUUCUAACAGAAGCAAAGUAAAGCUUUCUAUAAACAUGAGACAUAGAUGUACAAUUUUUGUUAACGGUAAAUUUGUUGGAGGCCAUACAACAUAUUCUAAACAGUUUUUUUUCCCAGGUGCAAAGACCGGGCCUGAAUUAUUGACAUCUUUGGGUGGAAAAAAUUACGAGAUUACAUCUUAUUUGCACAAAUCGUCAUCAUCGCCAUCAUCGCUCGUAGGAAACAAUAAUCAACAGCACCACGAUGAAGGUGACAACAACAACAAUAAUAAUGAAAUAGUAAUAUUGGUAGAUAAUUGGGGAUUAAGUAGACAGUCAGUAGUAUUUAACGAUGCAUAUAAUCCAAGGGGUGUAAUCUCAUCAUCGAUAUCAGGAUUAAAAUCUAAUACAAAGAUUCAAUGGUAUAUUUGUGGAGUUGAUGUUAGGAAAUUGAGUAAUGCAUAUAUAACGAGUGGAAUUCCUGAUGAAUUUGUUGAUGAUGAGGAGGCUGAAUGGAAACCUCUUUAUGAUGGUGUAAGAUGGUGGAAUUUCAAGUUUACUCAUCCAAUUCAAAAAAAAUUCCAAAAUAUAAUUAAAGCACCUUUAAGAUUGGUAUUGUUUGGUCGAUUUACAAGUUAUAUUUACUUGAAUGGGGUGUUGAUUGGUAGAUAUUAUGGUAAUGGAGAUUGUUCACAACAAAAUUUUUAUUUGAUGGAUGGAUUAUUAAAUCAUUCUGAUGAUAAUUUCAUCGAAAAUAAGCAAAGUUUUACUCAUGAAGAUAGUAAUGAUGACGAAGGCCAACAAAAAGUUGUAAAGAAAAAUAAUUCUAGCAAUAAUAGUGGUUUUAAUGAAAUUACUCUGAUGGUUUAUUCAUGGGAAAAUGUCAAUCCUGAAAAUAUUAAAGUUGAAAUUAGGGGAUGGGAAAUUGAUAAAUAUUCAGGAAAUCUAAUUAAAAAUACUAAAGAUGCUACUACCGAUAAACAAGUACCUAAUAACACAUCUGCACCACCACCACAAGAAAAUGCUAAUGGCGAUCCUAGUCAUCAGAAAGAAAAACUCCCUGUCCUAUCUAGAUCACAGAGAGCUGGUUUACAGUUUCCAGUAGGACGCAUUCACCGAUAUUUAAAGCAAAAAACUUUAAAUAAUGCAAGAGUAGGAGCAAAAGCCGCUGUAUAUUCUGCCGCAAUCUUAGAAUAUCUUACAGCCGAAGUCCUUGAAUUAGCAGGAAAUGCAUCUAAAGACUUGAAGGUAAAGCGUAUUACACCAAGACAUUUACAACUUGCUAUUCGUGGCGACGAAGAACUGGACACGCUUAUUAAAGCCACAAUUGCAGGCGGUGGUGUACUACCGCACAUUCAUAAAACAUUGUUGAACAAGCCAAGUUCUAAAAAAAAGGCCACGCAAUCGUAA